GUACAUUUGGUAAUUAGACCAAAGAGGGCUGCUAUGAUUUUAGGCCUUUGUAUAGUUUAUUACAAUUGAUAUAUUUUAAUAAUCCCACCAAAGGCUUGUGCUCUUCAAACUACAAUAUUUAUUUUUGGACAAUUUCUCUAUAUAUACCCUCUCUCUCUUUGCACAUUUGCAUGCAUACUCAAACAAGACAACUUAUAGUCAUUACAACCAUAUCUAGUUACAUAUCUCUCUCAUGGCUGCAUCCAACGAUGUCCAAAUUGUUACAAUCCCCAAGGACAGUGUAGACCAGAACCAAUGCAACCUCAGUGUUGUUCCUGAAGUAGAGGAAUUUGACUACUCAAAAAGGGCACAGUGGCUCCGGGCGGCCGUUCUUGGAGCCAAUGAUGGAUUGGUUUCGAUUGCAUCACUUAUGAUGGGAGUUGGAGCUGUUAAAGACGAUGUUAAGGUCAUGAUCUUGACAGGGUUUGCAGGGCUGUUUGCCGGUGCUUGCAGCAUGGCGAUAGGCGAAUUUGUUUCUGUGUAUUCUCAGCUGGAUAUAGAGGUAGCCCAGAUGAAGAGGGAAACAAUAAUGGUCGAAAACGACGAAGAGAAUGUGGAGAAGGAGAAACUUCCCAACCCUUUCCAAGCUGCCUUGGCAUCAGCCCUAGCAUUUUCGUUAGGGGCGAUUGUGCCGUUGCUGGCAGCUGCUUUUAUAGCUGACUAUAAGGUUAGGCUGGCAGUCGUAAUGGCGGCAACCACCGCGGCUUUGGUGGCGUUUGGCGGUGUGGGUGCAGUGCUGGGGAGGACGAAUGUGGUGAGGUCUUGUUGUAGGGUGGUGGUGGGAGGGUUGAUGGCCAUGGGUAUCACAUUUGGGCUGACUAAAUUGCUUAGCUCUAGGGGUUUGGAGAUGUGAGUGCAAAGUGGGAGGUUAGGGUGUCAUAAUUUGUGUGUGUUUUCAUGUGUAAAAUGAUGUUGGGGUUGUUGGAAUGGAUUGGAGAUGGUAAGCAUUAUGAACUGUAACAUGUUUCUCUUGCAAGCUUGACAUGCAAUAAGGUUGGAUGUUUCUGUUGUAA
This is a messenger RNA of Sesamum indicum (sesame), 1052 nucleotides long. RefSeq names its product vacuolar iron transporter homolog 4. Gene Ontology annotation, molecular function: manganese ion transmembrane transporter activity. The record is from RefSeq and is a predicted model, not a curated record. Gene Ontology annotation, biological process: intracellular manganese ion homeostasis. Lineage: Eukaryota; Viridiplantae; Streptophyta; Magnoliopsida; Lamiales; Pedaliaceae.